GUGGCCGCGCGCAUGUUUCUUCUCCGAUGGAAAUGGAUCGAUGCUGAAAAUAGCUCGGCCCGCAGAAGAGUACGAGGUGAGUCGCCUUCGCUUUCGGCACGGCCUUCGCGUCUCUAUCGACGCUUGCCGCCGCCGCCGCCAACAUCGCUACCGCUGCUGUCGUCGUCGUCGUUGUCUUCUUUCACGGACCAAAUACGCCGGCUGCGAGUGCCGAACUACCUCGAACCGCGAUCUGAGAUCUAAGUCGAGCGGGAUGACGCGAAAAAAAUGUGUGUCGUAUCAACGUGGCUGAUGAGGCUGAAAUCGAGCCUCUCACGCACCACAGUAGGUCUUAGAGGAUGCACAAGUUAGCCAAGGGGCUGAAGAAGAAGAAAAAGCCGAAGAAGGGCAAGAAGGGAGCGGAGGAGGAGGAGUUUGAUCCGGAAGAGCUCGAGCGUUAUCGGCGUGAGCGAGCAGAAGCCCAACAGAAAGCCGAGGAAGCCGGCGAAUCAGCCAAAGGUACCGGAUCUGACGAGUGGAAAAAGUUCCAGGCUUUGACUGCUGGCGUCGAUUCGGUUUUGAAGAAGACUCAACAUGACCUCGAUCGGAUAAAGUCUACUUCAUUCUUCCAGCGAAAGGCGCCGUUGGAAGAGAAGAAACCAGAGGAGGCAAAGCAAGAGGACUCCAACAAAUCAUCCUCGAAGAGGUGGGUAGGCUUCGACAAGGAGGGUAAUCCAAUCGAAGCUGUACCGCCGGAGAUCGACGGUCAAGAAACAAAGGAAGAGAAAUCACUCGUUAAUGAGGACGGUUUUGUAAAUGUACCAGAGGAUGAAGAUGAGCAAGAGGAUUCCGCCGAUGAGGAUAUCUUCGACACCACUUAUGUCGAUGUUCUUCAAAACAUCGACGUUCAAUUAGCUUACAUACCAGACAGUCCGACCGAGGAAGAGACUGGGGACGAUCCCUUUGACACCACCAACGCCGACAAGGUUCUUCGUACAGUCGAUAAAAAGGGCAAUAAGCUAGUCAGUUUAGGCAAUGCUGUUGAGGUGUUAUCGGGAAGAAUAGACUAUGUAAGCACUUGCAAGAUCACCAAGGGAAGGAGACCUCGAAUUCAACAAGAUCUAUUGUUAGACGAUUUUGACGAGGCGGAACAGCCGUCGGCGGAAGCUGUUGUAGCGGAACCGACAGAAGUAGAAAAGACUUUGCUAGAUGACGACAGCGAUUUUCCCGAUAUUCCCGUUGAUUUGACGAAAUUACCGCCUGUACUACCAAGACCAGUCAGCCCCGUUACUCCUACAGUUAUUCAAGAGAACGCAGCCUCGACUGAGAAAACAUCAAAUGGCCCAUUAGAUAUUUCUGAAUUCGAAGUUUUGAAGGAGAAAACGAUUUUAGAAGAAAUUCCUGACUUGGAUGACGCUGAAUUUGAUUUGAACGCCUCGCUAAAUGAGUCAACUUGUCUCGAGGAAGCCGAUGAUCCAUUUGCCACGAAAGAUCCUGGAACAACCGAUUUUCAGACAGAAAUAAUUGAGGCCAGCUUCGAAGCGGCUACUUUUGUCGACGAGGCCGAUCCAUUUGAUACUACAUUCGCGGAUAAUAUAUUACCAGGUAAAACAGAGUUGAAAUUUAUCGAGAAGGAACUUGAAGAACUACCUGUCUCAGAAGUAUCCAUAUCACUAACUGAUCCCGCUGGCUUUAACAGAGAUUACGAAACUGGCCUGUUGAAGUUAGAUGAUGAACAGAAAGAUGAUCAUAACAGUUUGCUGUCAUCAAAGAAGGACUUGUUAGGCGGUUCGACCACUGAUCUUAGUCAAUUGGCGGACGAACCAAUAGCGCCUGUCGAGGAUAUCACUUACGUCGAUCCUUUUGAUACAUCUGCAGUGAAAGAACUUCCACCCGGCAAAACAGAGCUCAAGGUUUUAGAAAAGGAAUUACUCGGUGAGCAAUCUAACAGUUGCAUCGAGGACGAUAACGAUUUUGAUCCAAGGAAAGAUGAGGCGUCAGUAAAGCAGUUACCUACAAAACCGCCACCACCUAGACCAUCCGCGCCUGUUAAAUUUGUGCCAGUUGAGCCUGUUAAAUUUGCGCCACUUGAGCCUGUGUUUACUGUUAACUUUGAAGAGGACGAGAAAGUCGAAGCAAUUCCAACGGAUCUUGAGAGAAAGACUUCCCGGCCGGAAGUUCUCGAACUAGCUCCAACCAAAGCUGUUGCAUUUGAAUUGCCGACGCCGUCAAAGAGACCCGACCUUCUCGCGACUACCGAAGAGGAGAAGACACUACCCUCUAAACCGCUGACACCGUACUACUCCCAGAAGUCUAUAGAAGAGUCAUUGCCAACAGAGGAAGAUGAAGUAGAUGUCGAUCCAUUCGACACGAGUUUCGUCAAUAACGUCGCGCCAGGCAAGACCGAGCUCAAGCUCAUUGAGUCAGAAUUGUUGAGGCAGGAACCCAAGUUGCCUCAUAGUUUAAGUGAUCACGACUUCGAUCCGAGAUCUACCGCAGAACCAAUCAGAAGACAGAGCGACUUUACGGCUACCUCGGUCGCACCGAGUAGUUUAAAACUUGCGCAGCUACAAUCGUCGCUGAUACAAAAGGUUGAAGAGGAAGUGAUACCAAGACAAGAACCCCAGAGGCAGGAGAGCUUAUUGGAUGCGGAAAUCGAAGUCGACGCAAAACCUCUGACACCUAGAAUCGAGAGUAAACCUAUCGUGGAAGAGGAGAUUUCCUAUUCGGAUCCUUUCGACACUUCUAUUGCGACUAACAUUUUGCCCGGUAAAGCGGAAUUGAAGAUAUUGGAGAGUGAAUUGCAGCAAAUUCCUCAACAACCACCACCGCGCUCCAUUGUUCUACCUACGGUGGUACCUAUCAUAGCAUCGACAAUCCCAGAAAUUGACGACUUCGAUCCUAGAGCGGACGAAGUAAAGGAGUCCAAAGACUUUUUGUCUUUGGACGGACAGGAUCCCGGCGACAAAGUGUUGACGCCGCUUCAGAAUAAAGAUCUUAGUUUGGACGACGACGUGGAUCCCUUCGAUACUAGCUUUGCUACUAUCGAGCCUGGGCGGACUGAACUGAAAUUACUCGAAUCCGAACUGAUGAAUUUGCCCCCGCAGGCUUCCAAUCCUUUCCUCCAAGAUUUCACUGACGCGGCAACUUCCGGCGCAGGCGAGAAUCCUUUUUUAAAUUUCGGCAGCGACCAAACAGCGUACGAACCACCAAUAUCCGUCGAUUCUACUAAUCCGUUUGCCUCCUUUGGCAUUGAAAGUACCGCUCCGAAUACCGGAUUCGGAGCGAUCGUCGACACUGAUACGCCAGCAACCAACGUCUUCACUAGCCAACCAUCGAAUAUUUUCGUCACGUCCGAUAAUACGAAUGUAGAUCUAUUUGGUACGAUGACGGCGACAACAGCCGAGAAACAAUCGACGACGAUCGUUAGUCCGCCUCAACCAUCUCCAGCGGCAACACCUCCGUCGAAGAAUGGAAAGCCGCCGCCAUCAAGACCACCUCCACCGAGACCACAACCACCACCAAUACCGCAUCCACCGGUACAACCACCUGCCAAGAACACGAAGGAUCUGAUAUUGUCGGUUACGGGAGCAAUGGACGCUACUUCAAACCAUCUUCUGGAUCGUUUGCAAGCAACUAGAACGCCCAGCCCCACGCUGAUGCACUCCCCGUCACCUACUCCGGAGCACAGCUUUGCCGAUCUUCUGGACGUCGACAGCAAUGUGCCGGAUCUGAUCCCAGAUGAUAAAGUUAUUGAGCCGCCAAAAAAUCAAGACAUCAUGGAUCUCUUUGAUGCGCCUUCUGAAGUCACCCCGACCGGUAUCUUCUCUACUUCCAUGACCACUAUGGAUACUACCAGUCUCAUCACCGGAGUUUCGAUGACUACUACUACCAAAGACAAUCCCUUCGCAAGUAUGAGCGAAGAGGCAGUGGUACCGCAAGCGCAGCCUACCUUUGGAAUGGAAUAUCCAGAAGAUAUUAUUAGUAACGAGAAACGGCCUUCAAUGACCUCUACGACUCCUUUCACGGUUAUAGAAACAGACGUUGGACAAUCCGGUACUGUCUUGGACCUCGCGGAACCUGUCUCUGCGAUUGAAUGCUUGCGACCUAUGUUGACAGGGGCUACUGAACUCUUUCAAGAAGUAGAACAGGUUUCUACCGGUGCUGAUGCGAACUUUUUCUCCAUGACUAAUACAACCACAACAACACCCUUCGGCAUAGUCGAAACCACGCCCGCACCCUUCGCAGCUGCAGCUCAGCCUUUGUUUGCUCCGUCGGAAGUCACGCAUUCUGCCUUUGCCUCGGAUUUAUUAGGUGAUUUCGGAGAACCGACCAAGAAGGUCAGCAGUGGCCUGAUCUCCACCAGUCCGACCCCUGGAACGGAAUUUCCUGGAAACCAGGCUUACAGGCCCGAAGAACAAUUGGAUAAUUUUGCCGCUACGACGAAAGGGCCAAUCGCUAUGGACACUUCCAGCGAUGUCUGGGGAGACUCAUCAGCAGCUGGCUCGGAAGCGGCGAUCACUGGUUUUGGAGAAUCCGAUGGUUUUGAUUCUUUCUUGAGUAUGACGGCUCCACCACCGGAUACGAAAGUGAAAAGAUCUGAGUCUGCGGAAUCGGACGAGGGGCCCGAUUUCAGUGUAUUUAUCAAACCAAAAGAAGGAGAUCAGAUAACAGCAACAGAAGGUGGACCUGUACCUACGUUAGCGCCGCCGCCAAAAAGUCCGCAGAUCGCUGCGUACGCGGAUUCCUCGCCGCGUUUCAAUCCCUUCGAUAAAUCUGGAAUCGCGCAGGAUGCUGUGGUAUCUGAAACUGCACAGACAGCCGAAAUGGCUAGGACAGAUUCUCAGGAAACCCCGCCUACUCCUUUGUUUGAUGAGGACGUUAGCCAACCGCUUGAGGAUUUCCCGCGGAUAACUUAUACCGGCGAUGGUUGGGAGAUGCAAUUGCGACAGCCGAACAAAAAGAAAAUCACAGGGCAACGUUUCUGGAAGAAGAUCUUCGUCAAGCUGGUUUACCAGGGUGAUAAUCCGAGUCUUCAGUUGUUCAAUAAUAAAGACGACAAAGAUCCGUUUCAAGAAUUACCCCUACUCGCUUGUUAUUCGGUAUCAGACAUCGGCGCUCAACAAUUUGAUCAGUACGGGAAGAUAUUUACAGUGAAGCUACAAUAUAUCUUCUAUAAGGAAAGACCUGGUGUGCGACCCGGCCAGGUCACGAAGGCGGAACGACUCACAAACAAACUCAGCCAGUUCGCAGCAUACGCUAUUCAAGGGGAUUAUCAAGGCGUCAAAGAGUUUGGGAGUGAUUUGAAGAAAUUGGGUCUUCCUGUCGAACACGCACCUCAGAUCUCUCAGUUAUUCAAACUUGGUUCCCAAUGUUUCGAGGACAUGAAACAAUUUUCUUGUGCUAUCGAGGAAGCGCUCUUCAGGUUACCGGCGCAUCGUGAUCGGGCUCUAACUUACAAAAUGGAGGAAGUUCAGAUAACAGUCGUGGAUGAGUUGUAUGUCGAACAGAACUCGGAGGGUCACGUAGAUAAACAAAUCGCACGUGUUCGUCUUUUCUUCCUGGGUUUCCUUUCUGGUAUGCCCGACAUAGAAUUAGGAAUAAAUGAUAUGUGGCGACAAGGUAAAGAGGUCGUUGGUAGGCACGAUAUCAUCCCCGUCGUAACGGAAGAAUGGAUUCGCCUGGAGAACGUUGAAUUCCAUUCAUGCGUUCAGCUAGACGAGUACGAAAAAUCGAGGAUAAUAAAGUUCAAGCCGCCUGAUGCAUGUUACAUUGAACUGAUGCGGUUUCGCGUAAGACCGCCUAAAAAUAGAGAACUACCGCUUCAGCUAAAAGCUGUUAUGUGCGUUACCGGGAACAAGGUGGAGUUGAGAGCAGACAUUCUCGUGCCUGGUUUUGCAUCCAGAAAAUUAGGCCAAAUACCAUGCGAAGACGUGAUGGUUCGCUUCCCUAUACCUGAGUGUUGGAUCUAUCUCUUUAGGGUGGAGAAACAUUUCAGAUAUGGCUCGGUGAAAUCAGCACAUAGAAGAACAGGGAAGAUUAAGGGUAUCGAGAGAUUCUUGGGUGCCGUCGAUACGUUAGAACCGCAGCUGAUGGAAGUAACUUCCGGCCAGGCGAAAUAUGAGCAUCAACAUCGCGCCAUUGUAUGGAGGAUGCCCAGGUUGCCAAAAGAGGGUCAAGGUGCGUACACGACACAUCAGCUGGUUUGCCGUAUGGCUCUCACCUCUUACGAUCAAAUCCCCGAAAAUCUUUCGGAAUAUUGUUACGUGGAGUUUACAAUGCCGGCGACGCAAGUAUCUCAUACGACUGCGAGGAGCGUCAGCCUCCAAAACAGUGACAGUGAUGCGCCCCCAGAGAAGUAUGUUCGAAAUUUGUCGCGUCACGAAUACAGGGUAGGGAUUGAGCAUACACAAGGCGAAGGGCCGGGUGCGUAUGUCUCGGCGACGAUUGCAAAGAAAAUCCCUGAGACUACGCCAGAAGUUCAAGAAACGCCCGACGCACCGGCCGAUUCUGAUUCCGACUCUUCAGAGUAACAUGAGUAAUCGGUGGAUAAAUCAAUGUCAAUCGUCUCUGCGUUGUAAUAAUUAGUACAGUAAGCUCAAAAAAAUGCGACUCUCACAACUAAUAUUUUAAUUAUCGGUUUAGUUAAAUAAAAUGAAUAGCCGGGGACAAAUUCAAUUAAAACAUAAAUAUUUAGUUCUACUAUCGUACGACUAUUUGACACUGUCAAAUAUUUGUACAACUACUUAAACAAAAUCACAUGUGUUUCUUUUCCAACAUACUCAAUAUCUUUUUGUACCGUUCCGCUCGUAUUUCUUUAAUACAUUCGGUGAUCAAAUGUCGUUUGGUUCGCUCGAGAUAUUGUUUUGAGAUCCAAUUUAACCACUCUUUGAAUAGUGUUUAAACUAAUAUUUGCCUCCUUUUUAUCAUUUUUUGUAUGGAAUGAACAGGAUUGCGGGCAAUCUUGCCCUUGACCAAUUCAAUAAAAGUUCGUGCAGUUCGUGAACAACCAUACUGCCUGACUUCCUAGGAGUUAAGAACCCAGACAACACAAAAUCCAAAUUUGAGACAUAAGACGUCUUUAAGAUGUUUUUUAGAUGCCAAAGAUGUCCAUGUCUCGAUUUUGAACACUUAGUGUUGUCUGGGAACUUACUGAUAUUUGAUUAAGUACCAAUUUUUUUAACACGGAAUACAGUACGCGGAACGGUGGCACCCACAAGCUGACAAAUUUCUUGAAUUGAUUCUUGGACGUGGAGCAAAUCGUAUAUUUUUUAUUUAUCGAACAUUUUUAAUGCGAUUGACAAGAAUAUAAAAUUAUUAUUACAACUUUGUGAUAUAUCAAAAGCGACGCUUCCAUUAUGCAACAAAUAGCGUUAAUGUGUCAUAUCCAACUAACAUAAUAGUGAUUAAAAAAGAGUUGCAUUUUUUUGCAUGUACUGUAUAUUAUCAAGAGGAUAGAAAAGGACUAUAAAAAGGAAAUGGGUUACGUAAAUCGAUUGAUAAAGGUUAUAUAUAUGGCUGAUACACUAGUCGUUUAAGCGGUGAACAUAAGGCUGGUAUUUAUAAUCCGUUCUUAUUUUAAGACCGUUUUAAGUAAUAUUUGAAAGUGUUAAUACAGCUCUGUAGUCGGUAUUUAUAAUUCGUUCUUCUUACAAGACAGUCUUAAGUAAUGUCUUAAGAUGCUAAGGUGGCUCUUUGAUUAGUUCAUGACAUCUAAAGACUGUACUUAAGAUGAUCUUAAAUGUAAGAAUUGCGACUAUAUACACCAGCCUCUGAUUGGCUUAUGACAUCUUAAAACUAUUUCAAACAGUCUUAGAACCGAUUAUGAAUACCGGCCAUAGAUACUAUAUCAUGUACAUGUUACUAAUCUGUAUGUAUACAGAGAGAAAAUUCACACGAAUUAACCACGAGAUGUUUCAUAAGUUUGCUGAUAGUUAUAAUAAACGGUGGAUGAUUAUUCUACAUUUGAGAAAAUAAAUACUUCGCGCGAUCGUUUAUCAAUUCAAAAAUAGCCGAACCGAUAAUUAUUAUGAUUGAGGGAAACAGAAUCAGAUCAGUAAAGAUUAAAAAAUUAGUCAAUUUACAAGAUCCUUAAACGCAUCGAUCGCUGAGCGAUCAAGCUAGUCAAAGCCAUGCAGACUGAAGAGAUAAUUUACUUGAAUAAGAAUUGCUAGAAUGAUAAUUGCGAAUUGUACAAAUUAUUUUCGAUUUUUUAUCGAGAGUCUCACAUCUACUUGGAAUUAAGUAUGACUACUCUUUUUUUGCAAUUCUUGAAUCAAUUGCUAUGAUAAUUGUUCACAAAAUAAUGAUUGACAGCGAGCAAUUUACGAAACAUCUCGUCCACAUUCUCGUGCAACAUAGCGACUAAUGACAAGUAAAUAAUUAAAGGAAAAAUAAUUUGAAAUAUGGAAAGACAAUACCGCUUUUCUGUUUUAUUUAGCUUGUUAAAUCGUAGAGCACUCGCAACGGAAAGCUUUGUGUUCGUAAAGUGCUUUAUGACGUUAUAAAGAUUUAAAAACAUUUCCAUAGGCGAUUGUAAUGAAUUGAAAUUGUUGAUGAGAACAUUUGCGUGCUGUGUGCUUUCUAAACAGAUGGCAUUGUUUAUUCGGAAAU
Molecule: messenger RNA, 8592 nt
Organism: Mycetomoellerius zeteki
Lineage: Eukaryota; Metazoa; Arthropoda; Insecta; Hymenoptera; Formicidae
Product: protein stoned-B
Exons: 14
Coding region: 339-6512 (2057 amino acids)
Biological process (GO): intracellular protein transport; endocytosis
Cellular component (GO): clathrin adaptor complex
Source: RefSeq, a predicted model, not a curated record